AUGGUCGUAUUUGCUGGGAUAAAAUCAACCUUGUUACCACCCUAUGAUCUUUUCACUGUGAUUGCAUACGGUUCAGCCUUGUUACCACCCUAUGACUUUUUCACUGUGAUUACAUACAGUUCAGCCUGGUUACCACCCUAUGAUCUUUUCACUGUGAUUACAUACAGUUCAGCCUUUUUACCACCCUAUGAUCUUUUCACGCUGAUUGCAUACGGUUCAGCCUUGUUACCACCCUAUGAUCUUUUCACGCUGAUUGCAUACGGUUCAGCCUUGUUACCACCCUAUGAUCUUUUCACUGUGAUUGCAUACAGUUCAGCCUGGUUACCACCCUAUGAUCUUUUCACUGUGAUUACAUACAGUUCAGCCUUGUUACCACCCUAUGAUCUUUUCACGCUGAUUGCAUACGGUUCAGCCUUGUUACCACCCUAUGAUCUUUUCACGCUGAUUGCAUACGGUUCAGCCUUGUUACCACCCUAUGAUCUUUUCACUGUGAUUGCAUACAGUUCAGCCUGGUUACCACCCUAUGAUCUUUUCACGCUGAUUGCAUACGGUUCAGCCUUGUUACCACCCUAUGAUCUUUUCACUGUGAUUGCAUACAGUUCAACCUGGUUACCACCCUAUGAUCUUUUCACUGUGAUUGCAUACAGUUCAGCCUUGUUACCACCCUAUGAUUUUUUCACGCUGAUUGCAUACGGUUCAGCCUUGUUACCACCCUAUGAUCUUUUCACUGUGAUUGCAUACAGUUCAGCCUUGUUACCACCCUAUGAUCUUUUCAGGCUGAUUGCAUACGGUUCAGCCUUGUUACCACCCUAUGAUCUUUUCACGCUGAUUGCAUACGGUUCAGCCUUUUAA
Lottia gigantea (owl limpet) is the source of this 852-nucleotide messenger RNA. RefSeq lists its product as hypothetical. NCBI's taxonomy places the organism in Eukaryota, Metazoa, Mollusca, Gastropoda, Lottiidae. The coding region runs from base 1 to 852 and encodes 283 amino acids. The transcript is spliced from 2 exons. The record is from RefSeq and is a predicted model, not a curated record.